Messenger RNA from Linepithema humile (Argentine ant), 585 nucleotides. The record is from RefSeq and is a predicted model, not a curated record. NCBI's taxonomy places the organism in Eukaryota, Metazoa, Arthropoda, Insecta, Hymenoptera, Formicidae.
CGCAAUAUCGCUGUAUCAACAGUCGAGGAAAUGUUUAAAAUGGCGUGUUCCACAAAAGGAAAACGUUACGUUCUACUCCAAGGUGAAGAUGAGUCUAAAGUAAGAGGAAACAUUAUAUGCCGCCUUACUCUGGUUGGAAGGCCCUACUUGCAAAUGUGGAUAGCUGCCGGCAUCGCAAAGAAUUUCAAAUAUAAAAGAGCUAUUGAUCUUGGAAUACUCAAACUGAUGGAAGUUGGACUUUUGGAUGCGUUGAUAGAACGUCGGCUGCCACACACAGUGCAAAACGAUAUUAAUGUCAAUAAAACGGAGGCGAUCAGAAUGGAUCAAGUUUCUUUAGUAAUUGAAGUGAUGUGCUGUGGAAUAAUAAUAGCUUUCAUUAUUCUCGUAAUCGAAAAAAUCGUGUAUGCUUAUAAACUCAAGCAGUCUUGACAACAUUUUUACGCGUUGCUUGAGAUCGAGGAUCGAUUUAUGGCAUUGAACAGGUGCGGCUGCUCAAUCUAUGAGCUUUCAAUCUAUGAGCAAUUACAAUCAGACCUGAAUAACGUUUGCACUUAAGAAGGACUUACGCUACAGAAAAACCAUUGA